Molecule: messenger RNA, 3732 nt
Organism: Biomphalaria glabrata
Lineage: Eukaryota; Metazoa; Mollusca; Gastropoda; Planorbidae
Exons: 2
Coding region: 998-3457 (819 amino acids)
Source: RefSeq, a predicted model, not a curated record
AUAUUAUGACUUAAAGGGAAACUCCGAUGGUUUUUCAAAUUUGAGUUAUUGACUUAGAUCUAUUUAAAUUCUGUGUAAAAAGUUGUUUUAUACUCUAUUAGUAUUAGUAAAGAUUUUACCAUUUUUUAUUUAAAUGCUUAGGCUUAGAAACAUUUAUUAAUAUAUUUAAUAAAUUAGACAGUAGAUUCUUGACAUCUCCAAAAAAACGGGGUUCUGUGAGAUUUAGUUUUUAGGUUAGGCAAACAUCACUUCCCUAAACAAUACUGAAAGGGAAACUCGAUUUAACCAAUCAUAUAUCGCUUCUUUCUUACAGUAGCUGCAGUGAUGGGAAUUUUCCGACAAUUGUCGGAAUUCCGAUAAUUUCGUCCGAUCCCGUUUGUCCGAAAAAAGAUCCGACGAAUUUUUCCCGCCGACAUUUCUGAAAAAAAAAAAAUCCGAUUUUUUUUUUUUUUUUUUUUUUUUUUUUUUUUUUGCGAUUUUAUUAUAUUCCCUUUAAUGAAAAAAUGCGAAAUAAGACUGUAAUAUCGUCCGAUCCAUUAUGUCCGACAAUAAAUCCGAUUUUUUCCCCAAUAUUUUAUUUUUAAAAAAUCCGAUUUUCUUUUUAAAACAAAAAAAUCGAUUUUGUUAUAUUCCCAUUAAUGAAGAAUGCGAAAUGAAAUACUGUAAUAUCUUUUGCACACGCGCACAUCCGAUAUUAGUCUAUUUAAAUCUACAAGGUAGAAAAAAUCCCACGCAAAACUUUUAAAAUCUCGAUCUUGUUUUCACUAGAGAGAACUAGUCGGGUUUCUAGAUCUAUAGUGAAUGAUUGCGCAUCAAUUUGGUUUUGAAGAUCUAGAUUUAGAUCUAGAUCUAUUUUUGUUCUUUUAUUUUUUUCAUGGAUUAUUUCUUUGCGUGCAGUUCGCGCAUUAAAUCUUUUCUAGAUUAGAUCUACUAGAUCUAGUUUAGUUUCGUUUUCUUAUGCUGACAUUGUGAGAUCUUGUUCAAAGUUGUUUUUAAAAUGUCAGGCAGUGACGGUAGUGUUAAAAUUAAAAUAGUAAACAGAGAAAGCGCUUGUAUAAAACAAAUUGACAAAAAUGUCAAGAAUAAAUUUAAAUGGGUAUGGAUGGAGGAGAAAGAUUGUAUGGGCGACUUUCUUUCCAGCUAUAUUAGGAAAUUAGAAGAUCCUGGGGUCGCCUGGUGCAUCAUUUGUAAAGAAAAAAUAAAGUAUGGUUCUGCUGGGAAAAAAGUUAUUAAAAUUCACGCAACUUCUAAAAAGCAUCAAAGUACAAGGUCAACUCUUAAAUCUUCAAGUAGCCUCCCAGCAUUGUUUCAAAACAGAAAAAAUCUUGAACAGGCAGUGACUGAGCCAAUACAAACUAUCUAUGGUUUAGCACCUAAUGUUUUACAAGCCCAGUGUUCUACAUUGUGUAAUGAGCCUGCAACAGCUGUAUAUGUAAGCAUGAAAGAUAGGGUGUCACACCAGGAAGCCUUACUAUGUAGUUUUAUUGCUGAGCAUUCUCUGCCACUUAGCAUUGCUCCUCACUUGGUUGCUCUAGCUCAAGAACUCAGCAGAGAUUCUAAAGCUCUGUCACAAUUGUCUAUGGAUAGAAAAUCUACAUCUUACAAACUUCGAGAUGGACUUUCUUCUGUGUUUCACAAAAGAUUAGUUGCUGAUAUGAAAAGAUAUCCAUUUUCACUCAAUCUGGAUGAAGCAACCAGUCAAGGAAGUAAACAACGGAUUCUCAACAUUUUGGUAUCAUUUUUCAAUAAGGAAGAAAGUGUAGUACACCUCUAUGCCUCAAUUCAUUUAACUACAGUAAAUGCAACCACUGUUUACAAUGCUGUUAUGCAGCAGUUCACUAAAGAUGACAUUCCAGUUAGUAAUUUAGUUUCAUGUCUUACUGACUCAGCUAGCUACAUGACUGGAUGUAAACAAGGUUUUUUAACUAAGCUAAAGACCAUUGCUCCAAAACUUUUAGAUAUUGAUAAUGAUGUUUGUCAUCAUGUCCAUAAUAUUGUGAAAUUGUUUUGUCAACAUUUUGAUAAAUUUGUAGAAAAUCUACUUGAUGAUCUUCACACUGAUUUCAAUUUUGGUAGUGACCUCAAUUCUUUCUUAGAAGACAUAUCAUUAUCAUUAGGUAAAAAGUAUUACAGACCAAAGGAAAGAGUUCCACAUAGGUGGCUAUCUGUAUUGGAUUGUUCAGUAGAUCUUGUUGAUAACCUAGAACCUCUAACAGUUUUUUACUAUGCCUGGCUAAAAGCUGAAGAUAAAAUGGCUUACAAUAGUGUAAUUAUUAAUAUUCUUAAGAAUAUUUCUAAAGACAGUAGAAAAAAUAUUUAUUCAAUUUUGUCUUCUUUGAGAUGUAAAACAUUAACACCUGCAGGAAAAGCAAGAAAAGUUAGAAUUUAUGAAAAAUUGUUUUUCUCUAGACCUAAACUGGACCAGCUUUUAAAUUUGUAUUUGGGAGUCUUGCCAUUGUUUAAAUCUUUUAUAUUGUUAUUUGAAUCAAAAGAACCAAGAAUUCAUCUGCUUUUUGAUGAGCAAAUUCAACUUAUCAAAAAUUUUUUAAUUUGUUUUGUAAAACCUGAGACAGUUAGAGAUUUUGAUUUUUCCAAAGUAGCAGAUUUUGAUUUAGACAAAGAUGUUUUUUUAAACUAUUCAUUACUGUAUACUGGACAAUCUAAAGUAAAUGUUUCAGAAAUGUUUCUCAAUCAGCUUUUAGUGGCAUACAAAGACUGUGCCAAAUAUAUGUUGCAAAAGUUUGCUUUAAAAAAUAAAACUCUUAGAUUACUCAGGGCAAUAAACCCUGGUACAGUUGGACACUCCCAAAAUAUGAAGAUGUUGUGCCAACUAGCAGAGAAAAUGCCAUUUUUUAACUGUGAAGAAGUUGCUGCUGUUCAAGAGGAGAUAAGACAGAUCCAAAUAGACAGCAGUCUCCAGUCAAAAGACUUUGCUAAGGACAGAAUUGAUCACUGGUGGGCUAUUUAUUUUAAAAGCCACCCAGACCAAUAUCCUCUUUUUUUUAAAAUGAUUAGUGGCUGCUUAAGUAUUUUUAGUGGGCCCAGAGUAGAGAGCUCCUUCUCAUUUAUGAACAGUUUGAUUACUAAAAAAACAAACAGAAUGGUGUGUCAAACUUAUGAAGCAUUUCAAAAAGUCAGAUAUUUUUUACAAUCAAAACACACAACUUCUCUCAAGUUGUUCCACAGAGAAGAUGUUGCCACAACACCUGUUGAUAAGGCAUUAAUUUUUCAUGUACAGACUGCAUGGACCAGAUAUAAAACUAGACUCCAGGCUCAGCAAGAAGAGAAAAAAUCUAAGUUCUCCCAUCUUAAUGUACAAAAGAUUGUUCAUAGUAAAACAAAUGUACAUGCAUUGGUUGAAAACAUCAAAUCAAAGUUGAAAGCCAGAGCUUUGCCUAAAAAAAGGAAACCUCAUAAUUCAACUCCAACAACUUCAAAAAAGAUAAGAACCAAAUGAUGACUCAGACUCUGUUAUAUUUUUUUUAUAUCAUUGUGGAUACAAUUAAAGUAUAUGUCUUUAUUUGUGGAAUAAAUAAUCUUAUUUUAUAUCAUGCAUAGUGUAAUUAUUAACAUUAUUUAAAGUCUCAUUAUAAAUGUACUGUUUAGUUUUUAAAAAAUAUUCAUCAGCUUCUUUUUUUGAAGCAGCUGCGGUAUGCCGCGAGUAGACAAACGCUGGUGUAUAAAAUUUCCUAAAAUUUUUGCAAAGUCAGUUCCCAUCACUGUAGCUGUCAG